Messenger RNA from Heterocephalus glaber (naked mole-rat), 969 nucleotides. Lineage: Eukaryota; Metazoa; Chordata; Mammalia; Rodentia; Bathyergidae. The record is from RefSeq and is a predicted model, not a curated record.
AUGUCCCUCGCCAACAGCAGCACCCUAACAGAGUUCGUCUUGCUGGGGCUCACAGGCCACCCGGAUCUCCAGCCUCUGCUCUUCGUGCUCUUCCUGCUUGUUUACCUUGUCACCGUGCUGGGCAACCUGGGCAUGGUGGUGCUGAUCAGACUGCACCCGUGCCUCCACACGCCCAUGUACUUCUUUCUCACUCACCUGGCCCUGGUGGACUUGUGCUACACCUGCAAUGCCACCCCGCAGAUGCUGGCCAAUUUCUUAUCAGACACGAAGACCAUUUCCUUUGCGGGCUGCUUCACCCAGUGUUACAUUUUCAUUGCUCUUCUCCUGACGGAACUUUACAUGCUGGCUGCCAUGGCCUAUGACCGCUAUGUGGCCAUCUGCGACCCUCUGCUCUACAGUGUGAGGAUGUCCCGGCGAGUCUGCAUCAGCUUGGCCACACUGCCCUAUGCCUAUGGCUUCUCAGAUGGGCUGGUGCAGGCCAUCCUGACCUUCCGCCUGACCUUCUGCAGGUCCAAUGUCAUCAACCACUUCUACUGCGCGGAUCCGCCUCUCAUUAAGCUGGCCUGCUCGGACACUUUCGUCAAAGAGCAUGCCAUGCUCAUCUCCGCGGGUGUCAACCUGUCCGCCUCCCUCAGCAUCAUCCUGGUGUCCUACGCCUUCAUCAUCACCACUAUCCUCAGGAUCAGGUCCACAGAGGGGAGGCGCAAGGCCUUCUCCACCUGUGGGUCCCACAUGGUGGCUGUCACCUUGUUCUAUGGGACUCUAUUCUGCAUGUACGUGAGGCCACCAACAGACGAGACUGUGGAACAGUCCAAAAUAAUAGCUGUCUUCUACACUUUUAUCAACCCAGUGCUUAACCCAUUAAUCUACAGUCUGAGGAACAAAGAUGUAAAGCAGGCCUUGAAGAAUGUCAUCAGAAAAAACACUGUCAGAACAACGACUGUAUCUUCAAUUUCUCAUAAAUCUUAA